AAAAUGGCAGAGGCUACUGUUUCAGUAUCUCAGGAUCAGUUCAGCUGUCCAAUUUGUCUAGAUCUGCUGAAGGAUCCUGUCACUCUUCCCUGUGGACACAGUUUCUGUAUGGACUGCAUUACAGGUUGUUGGGAUCAGGAAGAUAUGAAGAGAGUCUACAGCUGCCCACAGUGCAGACAGACCUUCACUCCGAGGCCUGUCCUUUGCAAAAAUACCAUAUUGGCUGAAAUGGUACAGAUGUUAAAAAAGACAGCAAUCCAUUCUGAUUCCCCAUCCCCAAAUUAUGCUGGACCUGGAGAUGUGGAAUGUGACGUCUGCGUUGGGAGAAAACGAAAGGCAGUCAAGUCCUGUCUGGUGUGUCUGUCCUCUUACUGUGAAACUCACCUCAGAGUUCAUAAUGAUCUCAACCCAGGGAAGAAACACAAAGUGGUUGAUGCUUCUGGUAAAUUAGAAAAUCUGAUCUGCUUUUGUCAUGAUAAACUGCUGGAGGUCUUCUGCCGCACUGAUCAGACAUGCAUAUGUGUGCUGUGUGUCAUGGAUGAACACAAAGGACAUGAUACAGUUUCAGCUGCGACCGAACGAAUUGAAAAACAGAAGCAGUUGGAGGAGAGUUGCAGAAAAACCCAAAAGACCAUCGAAGAGAGACAUAAGCACUUGCAGCAGAUGAAAGAGGCCAUUAAGUCUUUUAAGCACUCUGCUCAGGCAGCAGUGGAGGACAGUGAAAGGAUUUUUACUGAAAUGAUCCGCUCCAUUGAGAGAAGACGCUCUGAGGUGACAAGGCAGAUUAGAGAUCAGGAGAAGGCUGAAGUGAGUCGAGCUGAAGAACUCAUGGAGAAACUGGAGCAGGAGAUUACUGAGCUGAAGAAGAGUAAUGCUGACCAAGAGCAGCUUUCACAAACAGAGGAUCAUACAAGCUUUCUCAGGAGUUUUUGGUCUCUGUGUUCUUUGACUGACCCAGAGGAUUCAUCAUCCAUCAUCAGUUUUUGUUUAGAUGUGGCAUUUGAUAAAGUGAAGGAAAAUGUUUAUCAGUUGAAAGAAGAUGUGGAAGAUUUACUUAAGCAUGAAGUAGACCAGAUUUCUAUGAGAGCAAAAGCGAUAAGAAUAUCCCCUCCCCUUGACCCCUUGACCAGACAGGACUUCUUAACAUACUUGUGUCAACUCAAUCUAGAUCGCAAUACGGCACAAUCAAGACUUCAUUUUUCUGAUAAUAACAAGGAACUUACCUGUAAAAAAAAUGAGAUGCAGUCAUAUACUUACAAUCCAGAGAGGUUUGACUAUUGGCAACAGGUGCUGAGUAAGGAAGCUGUGACAGGAAGAUGCUACUGGGAGUUGGAGUGGAGCCCAAGUAACUCCGGAAGAGCAUGGGGAGUUUAUGUAGCAGUGUCCUACAAAGAGAUCCGCAGAAAGGGAAUAGACCAACAGGCCAAGUGUGGGCACAACAAGCACUCUUGGAGUUUACACUGCUGGUCCACUAUGUGCUCUUUCAUACACAAUGGAAAGGUGACUCAACUCAGUGUUAUUCCCAGCAGUAGAAUUGGAGUGUAUGUGGAUCACAAAGCUGGAAUUCUGUCUUUUUACAGCAUCUGCAGAGACAAAAUGACCCUCCUGCACAAAGUCCAGACCAAAUUCACUCAGCCACUCUAUGCUGGUUUUUGGUUAGAUGUUGAAGCAAAAGUGAAGCUAUGCCAUUAGUUAUGCCAUGUUGUUUGGAUGUCAUCAGUGGUAGAACAUGAUGAGCCUUUUCCAUCCAUACUUGAUGCACCAGACCCAAACAUAUUCCAUCACUAUGCAGCUCCGGAGACUCAGUUUGAGUAACUAUAAAUCCAAAAAAGGUUGAGACAUGGACUGGCUUUCAAAUGUUGCAUUUUCUAUUUUAGUGUCAAUGAUAGAUCAUUUAAUUUGAU
Molecule: messenger RNA, 1904 nt
Organism: Alosa alosa (allis shad)
Lineage: Eukaryota; Metazoa; Chordata; Actinopteri; Clupeiformes; Clupeidae
Product: tripartite motif-containing protein 16-like
Exons: 6
Coding region: 4-1692 (562 amino acids)
Molecular function (GO): protein binding; zinc ion binding
Source: RefSeq, a predicted model, not a curated record